Molecule: messenger RNA, 2070 nt
Organism: Kluyveromyces marxianus DMKU3-1042
Lineage: Eukaryota; Fungi; Ascomycota; Saccharomycetes; Saccharomycetales; Saccharomycetaceae
Gene: BPL1
Product: biotin--[acetyl-CoA-carboxylase] ligase BPL1
Exons: 1
Coding region: 1-2070 (689 amino acids)
Biological process (GO): protein modification process
Cellular component (GO): cytoplasm
Molecular function (GO): biotin--[biotin carboxyl-carrier protein] ligase activity
Source: RefSeq, a predicted model, not a curated record
AUGAAUAUUUUAGUCUAUAAUGGGGCCGGUUCAUCCCCGGAAUCCGUCAGGCAUACCAUUGAAACUUUUCGGACAUUGUUGGAACCAUACUACGCAGUUUCUCCAGUAUCAGCAAGAACAUUAGAAACCGAGCCAUGGACUAGUAAGACAUCAGCUGUUGUGUUCCCAGGUGGUGCAGAUUUGUCGUAUGUUAGAGAUUGCGCGAAAGUGAUACCAAAGAUUAGAGAUUUCGUGUAUAAGGAUGGAGGGCUGUUCAUUGGGAUAUGUGCAGGUGGAUAUUUUGGAUCCAGUUACUGCGAGUUCGCUAGAGGGGAUCCAAAUUAUGAAGUCAGUGGUCCAAGAGACUUAAAACUCUUUCCAGGUAUGGCUAGAGGGCCUGCCUUUAAUGGGUUCAGAUAUAACAAGGAAGAUGGGGCCAAGACAGUGCACUUAAAGGUUAACGGAGUUGACGGGAUGAAUGAAGCCUACUCAUAUUACAAUGGAGGAGCUAUUUUUGUUGACUCACAAAAAAUGCCCGAUGUUCAAGUGUUAGCUGAAUAUAUGGACACUCCUGAUGCAUCUUAUUCUGAUGAUCCAAAUUCAGAAGAAAAGAUUCCAGCAGCCGUGGUUCUUAUUAAGCAUGGGAAAGGUAAAGCACUUUUACUUGGUCCCCACCCUGAGGUCCCCUCAAGUGCUCUUAAAAAAAUUGGUGAGGAUUGGUAUGACAAUGGGGUUGUUGAUAAGCUUAAAAAGAAUGAAAAGCUAAGGUUCCGCUUCAUGAAGGAAAUACUAAUCAAAGCUGGGCUCAAGUGUAACAAUACUAUUACGAAUCCAGGUUAUCCAGAUUUAACUCCAAUUUUUGUUAGUACUAAACAUAAUAAGGAUAUCCUCAAAACUUUUGAGGCUAACCUCAAGGCCAAAGCAACUAAGUCCGACGCAGUCGAUGGGUCAUUUCACUUGGUUUGCGAAAACGAUGAAUUUGACGUCUAUGAAGGCUUUACUCAUUCAGAAAUAGCUCAUCAGAAACUACUUGGUGUUCAUCCAGAAGAAGCUGUCAAGCAAAUAAUUUUCCCAGACAACUCAGAAUCUGUUCCAAAUAAUUCCUUAGUCUCUCAUUUCGACAUUGAGAAGUUCUUUGAUCAAUUAAGACCAUCUAACACAUUAGGUUCAUUGUUACUAUAUGGAGAUGUUGUCACAUCGACGAGUAUGAUAUUAGACCAAAAUAAGACCUUGCUUGCAGCUUUACCUGAGAAUUCUGCUAUUCAUGUUGGUACUAUCCAAGUCUCCGGCAGAGGACGUGGAGGAAAUACAUGGGUCAAUCCAAAAGGUGUACUUGCUUCAACGACAGCUAUAAACGUACCUGCAGUUUCUUCUCAUACUGGAAAAAAUACCCCUAUUGUUUUUGUUCAAUAUUUAGCAAUGCUUGCAUAUUGUAAAGCUAUAAAGACGUAUGCUCCCGGCUACGAAGAUUUACCGGUUAGAAUUAAAUGGCCUAACGACCUUUAUGCAAUGAAACCCCAGUUCUAUUACAACAAUGACGUCAAAUUGUUAGGAAAGGGGUUUUCAGAUAGUGUUUUAAGUCGUGACGAUAUCGACCCUGCAUUGGUCAAAGUUUCUGGUCUUUUGGUUACAACUAAUUUCAUUGGAGGAAAAUAUUCUUUACUGUUAGGUUGUGGUAUAAACGUCACAAACGAGGCACCUACUACAUCGUUAGCCACAUGGGUAAAUAUUUUGAAUCAAGAGAGGGAUGCUUUAGGAAUGCCACAUUUACCAGCUAUUGAACAUGAAGUUUUAUUAGCUAAGUAUUUGAAUGAACUCGAUUCUUUGUUGAAGAAGUUCCUAGUUCAAGGACCUUCAGCAAUUCUCCCUGAUUAUUACGAGUUGUGGUUACAUUCCAACCAGAUUGUAAAAUUGACGGACCAUAAUUCUGUAAGGGCAAAGAUUGUAGGUAUCACUGAAGAUUAUGGAUUGUUAAUUGCUAAAGAAUUAGCAGCUGGUAGUGAUUAUCAAUAUACUGGAAAUGUAUACCAUCUCCAACCAGAUGGAAAUACCUUUGAUAUUUUCAGAGGUUUGAUAUCUAAGAAAGCUUAG